AUGACUACCAUAGUCUUCGUGCAUGGCGCCUGGCACACCCCCGCCCACUACGAAGCAUACCUCUUCGCGUUGCGCGCGCAGGGCUUCCCCGUCUACAGCCCGCAGCUGCCGUCGUGCUCGAACGACGACGACAGCACGAGCGGCCUGGCCGAUGAUGUGGCCUGUGUGCGCGAGCUGCUCUCCCACCUGAUCGACACGCAAGGCCGGUCCGUCCUGAUGAUCAUGCACUCGUACGGCGGGGUGGUCGGCACGGAAGCUCUAUUGCCCUCCUUGACGGCUUCUCAGCGAAGCAAAGAUGGCAGCGAAAGUCACGGCGGAGUGACCCAUUUGUUAUAUGUCGCUGCGUAUGCGCUUCAGGCGGGCAACAGUGUGUCGGGUACCCUUGAAGAAUGCGGAUGGGCGCAUCUCUGGCCGUUGAACUUCGACCUGGGCGAAGACAGAGGCGGGCGGACGCUUCCCCGGUACCCGAAGAUGAUGUUCUACGGGGACGUUGCAGAUGAGGACCUUGUCGAGCGUGAGACAAGGAUGCUUCUCAGGAUUCCCAUGUCGGUCUUUACGACGCCGGCGAGUAGUGAGGUCUGGCGCGACGUGCCUUUUACCUAUGUGUCGACGUUGCAGGAUAAUGCAUUGCCCAAGAACGCGCAGGAUCUCAUGCUGAAUAAGAUCCGUGCCAAGGGGGUGCAGUUCUCCCUGGUCGAGUUGGAUACCUGUCACACACCGUUUCUCACUAGGCAGGAGGAGAUGGUCAAGAUUGUUAGAGAUAUAGAUAGUUGUUAG
This is a messenger RNA of Penicilliopsis zonata CBS 506.65, 777 nucleotides long. RefSeq lists its product as hypothetical. The coding region runs from base 1 to 777 and encodes 258 amino acids. The record is from RefSeq and is a predicted model, not a curated record. The transcript has a single exon. Lineage: Eukaryota; Fungi; Ascomycota; Eurotiomycetes; Eurotiales; Aspergillaceae.